AUGACUAAACCCACCACCCAAGGCUCCGAGCGCUUUGGUUCCGAAACCAUCGAGCUGCGCCAGCGCACCCUCGCCGUCGAGUCGGUGUCUGUCGACGAGGACGAAAUCGAGUACCCCGACGGCGGUCUCAAGGCGUACACCGUGCUCUUUGGUGCAUUUCUCGGAUUCACCGUCAACUUUGGGCUCAUCAACUCUGUCGGAGCUGUGCAGUCAUAUUUAAAUAACCACCAGUUGCAGCACGUGUCGUCGUCCAUCUCAUCGCUCAUAUUUUCCAUCUUUCUGUGUAUCAGCUACGUUGCCGGCAUUUUUUCUGGAGUGCUGUUUGACGAGUUUGGCAGCCGUAUUCCGAUGGCUACCGGGACCGUCCUGCUGUUCCUAGGGCUCUUUCUGACGGGCGAAUGCGAGUCGGUGGUCUCGUUCGUGCUUGUGUUUGGUGUCGUUACCGGCACGUCGCUCGGCUUCCUGAUGUCGCCGCUUGGAGGGGUGGUGUCGCACUAUUUCAUGAAAAAACGGGCCCGUGCGUUCGCCAUCGCCACCCUCGGCGGGUCCGUGGGCGGCGUGGUGUUCCCGCUGAUUCUCAACAAGCUGUACACGACGGUCGGCUUCAGAUGGACUAUGCGGAUUCUGGCAUUUAUCUGCUCUGGCCUGCUUGUCGUGUCUUUUACCCUGAGCAAAGAAAGACUGCGGCCCGAGUCACCGUUCGCAGACACGCAGCUGCCGUUUGGGAAAAAGUUCAAGCUCGUGCUCAGGAACGUCUACUUCAUGAGCAAGCGGUCGAUCGACUUCAAGGCCCUCAAGGACCCAAAGUAUCUGUUCUGCACUCUUGGCGGAGCCUUCACCGAGGUGUCGCUCGUGUGCGCGCUGACCUAUUAUGCCUCCUUUAUCAUCUACAUUGGCUACUCGGAGACACAGGGAAACACGAUGCUGACCAUCGUCAACGCCAUAGGCGUCGCCGGCCGCUUCCUCCCGGGCGUCAUCGCCGACAAAAUCGGGCCCUUCAACGUGAUGAUCGUCAUGUCUGCAGGAAUUGCGCUCUCAGACCUCGCCCUGUGGCUCGGCUACGCAACCACGUCGAAAAGCCUGGCCUCGCUGUACACGUUUGCAACCGUCUACGGGUUUUUCAGCUCCUCGGCGCUGAGCCUGACCCCGGCCUGCUGCGCGGCUGUCUCGCCGACAAAAGAUUUCGGGAAAAGGUACGCGACACUCUCGUUUGUGAUCGGGUUGCUGUUCCUGGCCGGGCUGACGGCGGGCGGUGCCAUCAUCGGCAAACAGUCGGUCGCGUCGUACCAGCACUUUGUCGCCUACACGGGGGCACUGGCAGCAAUUGCCUGCGUCAUCUGGAUCAUAGCCCGCAUCCACAUCACCGGCUGGAAGUUCCUGGCCAGGGCCUGA
This is a messenger RNA of Ogataea haglerorum, 1392 nucleotides long. RefSeq lists its product as uncharacterized. Gene Ontology annotation, cellular component: fungal-type vacuole membrane. The coding region runs from base 1 to 1392 and encodes 463 amino acids. The transcript has a single exon. Gene Ontology annotation, biological process: transmembrane transport. The record is from RefSeq and is a predicted model, not a curated record. Gene Ontology annotation, molecular function: transmembrane transporter activity. Lineage: Eukaryota; Fungi; Ascomycota; Pichiomycetes; Pichiales; Pichiaceae.